Molecule: messenger RNA, 1002 nt
Organism: Pogona vitticeps (central bearded dragon)
Lineage: Eukaryota; Metazoa; Chordata; Lepidosauria; Squamata; Agamidae
Source: RefSeq, a predicted model, not a curated record
AUGCUGGACGGGCUGGAUCCGGGCGGAGAGGAAGCCGACUACUUCACAAUGGGCGGCCCUUCGAGCAACAACUCUUUCCACAGCAGCGAGGGGGAAGGGACGGACCACGAAGGGGAUCCUUUGGAUUGCAGUGGGUCCAGACCUCUGCUGAUGGACUCCGAAGAGGAGGAAGAGGCUUGUAGGAUGAACCCCCAACAUCCGGAGCGAGAGAGCCUUCCCCGAGGAAGCUUGGAUCUACAACCGCUUCCCCAGACCGCGUCCGGCCACGUUCUUCUCAGCGAUUUGCCACAGCAGCCGGGACAAACGUCAGCCGAAAGAGAUGUCUUUGCUACAGCGCCUUUCCGCAGCUCCAGAGCCCUCCCUGACGAUACGGAUAUUUUCGCCAAAGCCCCCUUCGUCUCGAAGAGCCCCGGGUUUGCUAAGCCACCAGACGAGGGCGAUGUGUUCCUCCGGGCCCCGUUCACAAAAAAGAAAAGCCAGGAAGAGUUAAAAUCACAUCCUAUGGCUAAGGAAAUGCCAGCCGUACCAGGAGGGGCCGCUUACGGGCUUAAACCUGUGUUCCCGACCCUGGGCAAGGGAACGCCCGGCCCUCAGGGUCAGUUCUCCGCAUCUUCAUGGGUUGCACCCUCCAGUGUCCCCCCUUGUUCUGGAAAAGCAGCCGAAGGGUCCCGUGGCCCUCCUUCAAAGGAGCUGGGGAGCGUCCCUAAUGACAUCCUCCAGGGCCAAGCCCUCCCUCAAGAUGCCGUUUUGGGUGCGAAGGCCAGCCACCCCUUCCGUCCGCAGUCGCUGGCGAAAUACUCCCGUCACUACAACUCCGACGGCAGCCACGGCAGUGACGCCCAACCCAUCGCAGCUUACAAAGUGGUCUCCCAGACCAACAAGCAGGCCAUCGCCGGGUCUGUUUCCGUGACCUCCCUGUCUUCCAGGACGAAAGAGCUGCCCGGCGCCGAUCCCUUUGCCUCUGCACCCUUUCCUUCUAAAUUGGGAAAGAAGAAGCCAUAA